This is a messenger RNA of Ostertagia ostertagi, 702 nucleotides long. The record is from the annotation of a GenBank genome assembly. Lineage: Eukaryota; Metazoa; Nematoda; Chromadorea; Rhabditida; Trichostrongylidae.
AUGAACUACCUCAACCCGGCGCUCGACCUCGAUCAGCUCCAGGCCGAGUUCAGCGUCAACCGCCGGCUGCUGAUCCGGGACUUCUUCAGCCCCGAGGUCGCCGAGGCGCUGGCCCGCGCCGUGGAGGCGAUCGACUGGAGCCUGGGCUACCGCGACGCCAAGGGCGACCGCCGCCUGACGGGCGAGCAGCUGCGCAGCCUGGACGACAGCCAGCGUGCCUACCUGGUCGAUGGCAUCGUCGAGGUGGCGCGGCGGCAGUUCCAGUUUUCCUUCUAUACCGAGUCACUCGCCGACGCGCUCAAGCGCGGUGACGAGGGGCUGCUCGCACGCUUCAUCCGCUACAUGGCCGAUGACGCCUUCCUGUCCAUCAUGCGGCGCAUCACGGGCAUCCAGGAGGUGAACCGGGUCUACGCCCAAGCGACGAUGUAUGCGCCGGGGAGCUUUCUGCUGGCGCAUGAUGACCAUGUCGACGUCGAGGAACGCCGCCUCGCCUACGUGAUCAAUCUGACGCGCCAGUGGCGGCCCGAUUGGGGCGGCAUGCUCCACUUCAGCCGUCCCGACGGCAGCGUGAGCGACACCUACUUCCCGCAUUUCAAUUCAAUGUCGGUCUUCGAGGUGCCCCAGACGCAUUUCGUCUCCUAUGUGCCGCCAUUUGCGCAGGGGCAGCGCCACGCGAUCACCGGCUGGCUCAUCGCCGCUUGA